This is a messenger RNA of Bolinopsis microptera, 772 nucleotides long. RefSeq lists its product as uncharacterized. The transcript has 4 exons. The coding region runs from base 2 to 451 and encodes 149 amino acids. Lineage: Eukaryota; Metazoa; Ctenophora; Tentaculata; Lobata; Bolinopsidae. The record is from RefSeq and is a predicted model, not a curated record.
UAUGUUUUACCUGCUGCUUCUCCUUGUGGUACCUGCAGGAGCUACCAGACUUUACACCGGACGAAAUCAACAGCACGAAACUUUCAACUCUAAACUCGAUCAACUGCUCAAGCAUAUAGACUCAGUAGGGAGUGAGCUGAAAACAUUAAAUACCGCCUACAAGAACCUGAAAGAACAGGGAGACCAAUACAGGGGUGUCACAGACGGUAGCCACGAGAGAGGGCAACUAGCUCCACUCCUCAGUGCCAUGGGGAAGACCCAGCCGUGGGACGAAAAUGUUGACCAAUGUACAUGGACUGACUCUUCCGUCAGUAAGGAGAUGUAUCAUGGAGGAGCGAUUAUUACAAAGAAAUACUUUUGUUCUGACAGCAACCACUUCCUUACUCACUUGGAAUAUUCGGACGAAUUGGGAAUUCACAAUGGCAAGUGUUGUAAGAGAAGAAAAAGAUAGAUCAAGAUGUGAACAUGACUAGAUAAAGAUCACUAGUGACUGUUACUUAGAUAGAAUCCUGAAAGAACUUUAAGAUUGACGAUUUCAAUUGCUUCAGUAGAUGUCCUGGACGGAAUAGUUUUAUUUGUGAUCAUCCCAAGGACCAGAUUUCAAUUAUCGUAUACAUUGAUACAUAGUUGGGUUUCAUUGUCGAUGACAAAGAAUUCCUCCUCAUCGCCAUUCUUAUAUUUGUAACGCUAUUUAUUAUGAUCGUGACGACUGUGUCGACGAAUUUGUAUAAGAUUAUGUUUAAAUAUUGUCAAUAUUGCCGAAUUUAUCAGU